UGCCUCUCAACAGGAUGGCUCUCCGGCUAUUUCUCGUCUGCUGCUGCCUGGCAUCAAGGGCUCUCAUCGGGACUGCAGAACCCCACGUUUUUGCCACUUCUGGUGAAGAAUCUCUUACUGAUCUCACAGACAGCAAAAUUUCAGCAGAAAAUGUUGUAGCUGAUGCAAAGGAAGAAACGUUUCUCAAAGAUAAUUUUCAGAAGGAAGAAAAUACCAUCCCUAGAUUCUCUGAGAAUACUGGGAAAUUUGUACAAGAGACAAGUUCCCCUACUCCUGACCAAGGUUCUAAAAUGGAAGCAGAAAUGAAUAACUACAGAACUGUCCAACAAAAAGAUGGUCCAAAGGAAGACACUGGAAUGCGUUGUACCUGCAAUUCAUUUUUAGAGACCAUGCCUGCUGCAUUGAAGGUCAGCAGACCAGCAGGAGAAGCACGGGUGUCAUAUAAUGAAGCAGCAAAAACCGAAGAUGUAAAGAAUGAAUAUAAGGAGUCCACUAAACAAGCUGAUGACUUGGUUGUAAAUGUGGGAACUGUUCAACUGGAUGAGCCAAAUUAUACCAUAAAUCAAGCUGAUAUUCAUGGAGUGGAGUCUGAGAAUACACUGUGGAAAAUGCAAGAUGAAAAUGUUUUGUAUAGCUUUCCUGUUGAAGGAAAAUCAGUAGACAUUAGACAUGAAGCCGGCACUGAUAGUGAAAAGGACUCCAAAAGUAAUAUACAACAUAUUGCACAUGAUGAAAAAAUACAGCUCUACGAAGAAUCUUAUUCAGAGAAAAAGCUGAAGUUAGAGGAGCCAGAAGAGUCUGGCAAUGAGCAUAGAAAAAGAAAAUCAAAUGAUGUGGUGUCUAACACAGGUGGUGCAUUAGAAAAUGGACAGAUAAAUCUGAGUACUAAAAAUGAAGCAGAGACUUCUGCUGCUAAUGAAAACAGAGAAGAAAUUCAAGCAGCAAAAACAGAAAUUGAAGAAAACCAAAGUGAUCACAACUCUUCCCCUGAAAAGGUAAUCAGCAAUGCAGGGGAUACAACUGAACAGCACAAUCAACAGUUAAGUAAGGAAAACAUAACAAAAGAAUUUAAAAGGGAUUCUCAUUAUGUGCUGUCUUCAGAACAGAACCAGCAGGAAUCACAGAAUGAUUUAUAUAAUUUGAGUGAAAAUACAAACAUGGGCCAGAAUUUAAGGGGGCAGAACAACAAGUUAUUCAAGCUCUCUGAUGAAGAAACUAGAGAAAAAAAAGAAAUGGAAUUAUUUACAGCAAACACACAUGAUGAGAAUCUAAACAUGGCAAAAACAGUGCAUUUAUCUGAACAAAAUGCCCCAAUACUUGAAGAAUUAGAGACGGUCCAAGAGGCUAAACAGGAUAAAAAAGAUGAAGUUGAAAAUUAUGAAAAUGUUGAACAAGUUUCAAUGGAAAAAAGUAAAUCUCCCUUUCAAAGUGCAAAAGAAGUUAUCACAGGUUUGCAGAAGGGUACCCGUGUUGUUGCAACAGAUAGUUUCUUGACUGAAGAUACAAUGCCUGCAGAACACGAUUCACAGUUGGAUGAACUAAGUUCUGUUAUAGAUCAUUCUGAUGGUACUGAAGGUAGAAAUGAUUUGGGUUUGGGUGAGUCAGUUUCAGAUAUGGAUCUAUAUGCCAGUGCUGAUCAUAAAGAGGAACUGGGACCAAGUGAUUCUGAUGUAGCUACUAAUUCUCCCGGCAGUACUGAAGAACAACAAGAUGCAGAAGAUACAAAGUUAGGUGGAGCAGGCUCAGAUGCAGCUACUGAUUCUCUUGACAGUAUUGAAGAACAACAAGAUGCAGAAGAUACAAAGUUAGGUGGAGCAGGCUCAGGGGCAGCUACUGAUUCUCCUGACAGUAUUGAAGAACAACAAGAUGCAGAAGAUACAAAGUUAGGUGGAGCAGGCACUGCUGUUGAUGCUUCUGCCAGUGCUGAGGCAGACCUUGUGCUGGAUACAUCAGAAUUUGUUGUCAAGUCUCAAAUUAAGUCAAUAAAGGAGGAAGAAAACUUGAAAUUGCAUGAGUCAGUUUUUGCUGAAGAUGCUCCUUUGGAUACUGAAGAAGAACAACAUCUUAUACUGGAUCAAUCAGACACAACUGUGGAUCCUCCUACUAAUAAUGCAGAGCAACAAGACCAAUCACAUUCAUCUUCUUUGAGUAGUGAAGAAAUACAAGAUGCAGAGGUAGAAGAACAAGAAGAUGUCCAGGAUCUUCCAUUAAGGGACCGCUCUCACAUCGAAAACACGCUUAAACUGGGACAAGAAACUCCAGCAGAUGACUACUCAGCCAUUCUGCAACGUCUGCGAAAGAUCUAUCACAUGCAAGUGAAGCCACUGGAACAAUCAUAUAAAUACAAUGAACUGAGGCAGCAUGAAAUCACAGCCUACACUGGACGCACAUUUUCCUCCUCAGCUUCAGAUGGAGAAAUCUCCUCAAAGCCCAUGGUGCUGUUCCUGGGACCAUGGAGUGUUGGCAAGUCCACUAUGAUCAACUAUCUUCUGGGACUGGAAGACUCAACCCACCAGCUCUAUACAGGGGCAGAACCAACCACAUCAGAAUUCACAGUCAUCAUGCAUGGCGAGAAGGUGCGUACCAUUGAGGGCAUUGUCAUGGCAGCUGACAGUUCUCGCUCUUUUUCACCUCUUGAGAAGUUUGGACAGAACUUUUUGGAGAAACUGAUUGGCAUUGAAGUCCCUCACAAACUUCUAGAGCGAGUGACCUUUGUUGACACACCUGGCAUCAUUGAGAACCGCAAGCAGCAAGAAAGAGGCUACCCCUUCAAUGAUGUCUGCCAGUGGUUCAUUGACAGAGCUGACCUUAUCUUUGUCGUGUUUGACCCUACCAAACUGGAUGUGGGCUUGGAGCUUGAAAUGCUUUUCCGUCAGCUUAAGGGACGUGAGUCUCAAAUCAGAAUCAUCCUCAACAAAGCUGACAGCCUGGCUACUCAAGACUUGAUGAGGGUCUAUGGAGCUCUUUUCUGGAGCUUGGCACCCCUAAUCAAUGUCACUGAACCUCCUAGAGUCUACGUCAGCUCCUUUUGGCCCUUGGAAUACCAGCCUGACACCCAUAAGGACUUGUUUCUCAAAGAAGAGAUCUCCCUCUUGGAAGACCUUAACCAAGUUAUAGAAAAUCGACUAGAGAACAAGAUUGCUUUUAUCCGUCAGCAUGCCAUUAGAGUCCGUAUCCACGCUCUUCUUGUUGACCGGUAUGUGCAGACCUUCAAAGAAAAAAUGACUUUCUUUAGUGAUCCAGAAUUAGUCUUCAAGGAGAUUUUGGAUGAGCCUGACAAGUUCUUCAUUUUCAAAUCUAUCCUAGCAAAGACAAAUGUUAGCAAGUUUGACCUUCCCAAUCCUGAUGCCUACAGGGAUUUCUUUGGCAUCAAUCCAAUUGGAAAUUUCAAGCUCCUUUCUCAGCAAUGUUCCUACAUGGGAGGCUGCUUAUUAGAAAAGAUCGAACGAGCCAUUACAAAUGAACUUCCUGAUUUGCUUGGUGGCAUUGGUUUAAAAAAGAAACCCAUCUUUCCCUCUUGUGAAACUACUGGUUGUGGGGAAGCACCAAAGAACCGCUACAGAAAACCCUAAUUAG
Molecule: messenger RNA, 3576 nt
Organism: Protopterus annectens (West African lungfish)
Lineage: Eukaryota; Metazoa; Chordata; Ceratodontiformes; Protopteridae
Gene: SRL
Product: sarcalumenin
Exons: 8
Coding region: 15-3572 (1185 amino acids)
Molecular function (GO): GTP binding
Source: RefSeq, a predicted model, not a curated record